AUGGUCAAAGUGGAAUCUAGGCUAGUUAUGAAAAUGCAUGCAAUGUGCUGUUGUCCAUCCAUGGCUGCCACGGCCAGCCACUGCCAGGCCCUGCCCCACCGAGCCCAAAGCCUCGUCAAGAAACUUCACCAGAGACAACACCAACGCAUUUCUGGCAGCUCAGACUUGGGAGCUCGGUGCCGCUUGUCGAACAGCUCAUCUGCAACGAGCUUCCAACGCUUAGGACUCGCCUCCGCAGAAAUGUUGAAGUUGAACUUCAGGUUCCGUAAUUUUUGGUCCAAGACUGCAGGACGCACACCGACGACCACCCCUUCACCCCAGGCGAAACAGGAAUCGCCCUUUCUCACCCGACUCCCGCCUGAAAUCCGCGUCUUGAUCUACAAACUCGUUUUCGCCCGCGACACAAUCCACCUCUUGCACAACAAGGGCCGGAUCAGUCAUCUCCGAAUACCCCUGCGGAGCGGACCGGCGCCCCACGAGCGCGAGGGUGAUUACUACUAUAUCUACGCCCCAUUCUCGGUAGAAAGGCCGCACAUCUCCAGCCUGCUCCUGACAUGUCGCCAGAUCCACAAGGAGGCUGCGCCCCUCUUCUACUCCGCGCCUGUUUUCCGAGUCUCGCUGCAGGAGACGUGGAAUGUGUUCGCCAAGCUCAUCGGGCCCGAGAAUCUGGCGCACGUCAGAUCCCUCCGCGCGCCUGUGCAUCUCCAGCAGGCGCAGAAUUCAAGCCCCCCCGCGCUCGCGUCUGGGAUCAUCAGCAACAGCAACAACACAAGCAGCAGGGGUAGGGGUAGGGGUAGGGGUAGGGGUAGGAGGAGGGGGGUUGCCCAACCAAACGCGCCGGCCGCGUCGAUGCUGCGGGGCCCCCCGGGUAGUAGCUGUAGGGACGAGGAGAGGAAAGUCUACGACGAAUUUUACGACAUCCUGGCGACGCAAAUGCAUGGCCUCAGGGAUCUGAUGCUGGUGUUGGUGUCGCUGCCUCAGGGCCAGGUUCGGUCGUUGCAGGCGGAGUGGCAUGGCCCGCUCCGGCGGCUGAGGGGACUGAGCAAGUUUUCGCUUGAGAUACGGAAUGACGUCGAUGCCGAGGCUGAGGAUACGGCGGCGUUGGUUAUGUUUUUGAGGGAGACGUUCGCUUUUACGGUGCGUGGUUUUCAGUUAGGGUUUCAGUUGUCGUUCGUAGCCAUGUGGGUUCAUGGCUGA
This is a messenger RNA of Histoplasma mississippiense, 1197 nucleotides long. RefSeq lists its product with no specific name. The record is from RefSeq and is a predicted model, not a curated record. Bases 1 to 1197 code for a protein of 398 amino acids. Lineage: Eukaryota; Fungi; Ascomycota; Eurotiomycetes; Onygenales; Ajellomycetaceae. The transcript has 5 exons.